Messenger RNA from Solanum dulcamara, 678 nucleotides. RefSeq names its product transcription factor PRE3-like. Gene Ontology annotation, molecular function: protein dimerization activity. NCBI's taxonomy places the organism in Eukaryota, Viridiplantae, Streptophyta, Magnoliopsida, Solanales, Solanaceae. The transcript has 2 exons. The coding region runs from base 222 to 500 and encodes 92 amino acids. The record is from RefSeq and is a predicted model, not a curated record. Gene Ontology annotation, biological process: regulation of DNA-templated transcription; regulation of growth.
UAUUUAAAGACAAGCUAGACACAUUCCUUUCUUCCAUGUAAUUGUCUUCACCACUACUUGUGUUUUUGUGCACUUACUAUUACUUUUCUCUCUCUUUUCCCCUUUUUUCUUUAAAAUUUCACUCCAUAGCAACACUCUUCUAGAUUUGUCCAUUAUAUAUAAUUUUGUCUCUAAUUAGUUCAUCAACAAACAUAAUAUAGAGUAGUAAAAGUAUUUGAAAGAUGUCUAGCAGAAGGUCAAGAUCAUCAAGACAUUCUGGAGGAUCAAGGAUAAGUGAGGAUCAAAUCAAUGAUCUUGUUUCCAAGUUGCAACAACUUCUUCCUGAGCUCAGGAAUAGGUCCUCUGACAAGGUUUCAGCAAGUAGGGUGUUGCAAGAUACAUGCAAUUACAUAAAAAGCUUGCAUAGAGAAGUUGAUGAUUUGAGUGAUAGAUUAUCAGAACUAUUGGAAUCAUCAGACACUACCCAAGCAGCUCUAAUUAGAAGCCUACUUAUGCAAUAGUCUUUAAUCUUGUACUUUUUUUUUCUUUUAUUUCUUUCCUACUUGAUUCAGCAGUUACCAUUUUUUGUUUUUUUGGGUUUUCCUUAAUUUAGACUUUCCAUUUAAUUAUUGACUGCUAGAAAAGAGAGUUUUCGCUGAUGUUUUCGAUUUGAUCUUACCUUUAAUUUAAAGCUUUUCG